Messenger RNA from Bradysia coprophila, 1037 nucleotides. RefSeq lists its product as uncharacterized. The record is from RefSeq and is a predicted model, not a curated record. Gene Ontology annotation, molecular function: odorant binding. NCBI's taxonomy places the organism in Eukaryota, Metazoa, Arthropoda, Insecta, Diptera, Sciaridae.
UUCUCAUACUCCCUAAUACACCUCUUCCUCUGCUUCCCCCACAAACGACAGCAAAACAAAAGUUUUUUUUUAUUUUACAAAUACACAGAAUGCCACGGUAUAUCAAUCUAAGUCUAACGUGUCCGUGUUGUUGGUGUCGGUCGACACUCAGUACAUAUCAUAAACUGUAACAGAUCAGUUUUCCAAAAUUUCAAAAUGAAGUUCAUUUACGUUGCUAUUAUUGUGAGCGCAUUAGCGCUGAGUUUGUGCUCCUGUUCAAAUUCAACUGUAAAUGACUCGCCUUUCUACAAAAGUUUAGUUACGAAGGAAACAUUUCGCGAUCGAAUGUACUUUUCCACUUACUUCGAGCAUCUGCUGAAAGAACAAUUCUUCCAAACACAAUCCGUAAUUGUGAAUGCAUGGAAGGAAUGCAGUGAACAUUUCUAUAUAACGGAUGCUGACGAUGCGAUAGACAUUUUUAAAAAUCCACCAUUGGCAAAGAAUGUCAAAAGCCAUAAGAAAUGUCUGUAUAACUGUAUAAUGAACCGAACUGGCGUGAUGACUGAUGAUGGCUUCCAAGAGGGUCUAUACAUGAAGACCAUCAGGCAACUUCGACUCAACUACACAUCGUUCAACAUAGACGAAAAACGCGGUGAAACGAAAUUGAAAAUAUUGAAGACGGUUAAGCGUCUAGCGAAGGGGCUGAACCGUUUCACAAUGUGUUCUACUCGUAAUUCGAAGUCAAAUCGGGAUGAUUCCGAGUACCUUUUAGAAUCGUAUGCACGGGCGGCACAUAAAUGCAAACAAGUGGAGUAUCCGGAGGUGCUUGAUAGGUGCGAGGACUCUUGGAACCUUAUGAAUUGCAUAAUCGCGCAAAAUCAACAGAGGAAUUUUGACAGUCCAUUUUAUCCGCUUUGGGUGAAAGAUUUGAAGUAACCAACUCGAAACGUUUGUCCAUAUUUAUCGACGCUGUUACGUCAAAAUUGAAUUGACAUAAAAUACUUGGUUUGUAACAUCGUAUUCUGAAUAAAAAUGUUUUUAUUUUGCUGUUUGUUUAA